GUUUUAUCACUGAGCGAUUGAAAGAUGGAUCCAAGUCAGGAUCUGGAACCCAGACGCUGGAUCCACCCCAACAAACCAAAGACCCAUCAGAGGAGGAGUGAGUGGGAGUCCUCCCUGAGUAUCAACCAACAGCAAAGUAAUGACUCAGGGAAGAAAAGGAAGACCAUCACUCAGGAUAAUCCCAAAGUCAGAAGUCGUCUGGCAACAGAACCUAUGAGCAAACAUUCCUUUAUCCCAGAAACAGAUCUACAACCGCAACCUAAGAAAUGCUUUUCAGCCGAAGAGGCAUCAAGAGUAAUUAAGUCUGUUCUGGACCAAGAGCUGCAGGACAGUAGAUAUGAUGCAGCAAACAGCCAUCGCAGGGCCCUGCAGCUCGCGGAUCUAGUGAAGUCGGCAGUCAGGGAGUUGGGGUACGAGAGAUACAAGCUUGUGUGUUAUGUGGUGCUGGGUCCUGUGUCACCGAGAGCAAUGUGCUGCUGUAGCAGGAGCGUGUGGAGUCCAAAUUCCGACACGUAUGCAGAAUACUUGUUCCAGAAUCAUUCUCUGUUUGCCCUGUGCGUUGUAUAUGCAGGAUACUGUGAGUAGCACAACCUGCCUUU
This is a messenger RNA of Spea bombifrons (plains spadefoot toad), 599 nucleotides long. Its product is annotated as dynein light chain Tctex-type 5-like. Gene Ontology annotation, molecular function: dynein intermediate chain binding. Bases 25 to 585 code for a protein of 186 amino acids. The transcript has a single exon. Gene Ontology annotation, biological process: microtubule-based movement. Gene Ontology annotation, cellular component: cytoplasmic dynein complex; cytoplasm. NCBI's taxonomy places the organism in Eukaryota, Metazoa, Chordata, Amphibia, Anura, Pelobatidae. The record is from RefSeq and is a predicted model, not a curated record.